AUGCCUCACGCCGAGUCACCUACGCCUGAUGCCCCUCCUACCAUCAACGGUGUCCAACUCCACGUCAACGAUGACCUCCUUUCUGCCAACGAAGUCGAACCCCUCAUUCAAUCCCACCUCACAGAAAACUUCGAUGGCCUCAUCCCCCGCGAAGACGUGCUCUCCGCACGCGAAUCAUACUUCAACUCCCUCGCCCCUUCAGGCGUGAUCAAGCCCGGCACGUCUCCGCGAGAAGGCAUCUUCGACGACGCAAAGUCAGCCGCGGAUUACCCAGGCAUCGGCGCCGGCAGCGUCAAGAACGCGGCGCCAGGCGAGACGGAUCGCUCCGAGAUCUUCACCGAGGCGGCGCUCAAGGCGCAUACCGAGGAUUGGUAUGCCGGCUCCGAGGACGGCUCAGUCCGGGGCUUCUGCAACCACCCGGUCCUCCGCAACUUCGUCGCCGAGUUCACGGGCUGGGGUGACGAGAACACCCUAACCGUAAAGCGCACGCUCCUCCGCAACAACACCCCAGGCAACAAGGCCAUUGGCGUGCACUAUGACCAGUCCUUCAUGCGCUACGGCGAGCCGACGUCCGUGACGGCGUGGGUGCCGAUCGGAGACGUCCGGCUCGAGGGCGGCGGGUUGAUUUACAUGCAGGACGGCGAGAAGCUUGGAGAGGAGAUUGAAAACGAGUUUACAACGAAGGCUAAGGCGGCCGGAAUGAGCGACGAGGAGACAAAGAAUGCGUUCAAUGCGAAUAUGAUGAGCACGGGGUUCUUGUGUGAUGGGCCGGCGGACUUUGGACGACGGUAUGGGAAGAAGUGGCUGGUGAGCGCGUACGAGGCUGGCGAUGUUGUCUUCCAUUCAGCGCACAUGAUUCAUGCUUCAACCAAGAACUACGAUCCCGAGGGGCGCAUCCGACUUGGAACGGACCUGCGCUUCGUCGACAAGCGCCGCCCAUGGGAUACUCGCUGGGAUAAGCAUUACAGCUUCAAUGAUGGCGUUUAA
Molecule: messenger RNA, 987 nt
Organism: Colletotrichum scovillei
Lineage: Eukaryota; Fungi; Ascomycota; Sordariomycetes; Glomerellales; Glomerellaceae
Product: phytanoyl-CoA hydroxylase
Exons: 4
Coding region: 1-987 (328 amino acids)
Source: RefSeq, a predicted model, not a curated record